AUGCCUGCGAACAAUGAGGGGGGGCCCGUGACGGGGCAUCAGGAGGCAGACAUAAGAAGCCACGCAGAAAAUGGUGAUAGUGCGAGCUCUCACAACGCCAGUAACAACGGCAACAGCAGCAACGGUGCUGAGGACCCAGAAGUCUUGCAAGGCAACGGCCGACGCGGAUUCAGCACCUGUGCGAGCGAACCUCAGCUGUGGCGUUCUGUGAGCAGGCAAGGACAGCAGCAGGAGGAGGAAGAUGACAAGCAGCAGCAGACGGAGCUUGACUCUGAGACAAAGCCGCGCCUGCGGCGGCGAAGCAGCAGCUGUCACUCUACCCGCCAGGAGGCAACAAGCGCGAAUGUUGUGUUGAGGGAGGCUUGUUCAAGCGAUGCUCCUCUAGUGCGGGACUUGAUGAAGUCUCACUUACGGUCGUUGAUUCUUCCCGCUGUGUUCUAUUGGCUAUGUCGGCACGCGCAGGAUUUUGGAAGUUUCUUGAUUAUUUGCUGCUGUUUUGUGCCCCUGGACAGAAUGUUGAUGAGUCUCUCCUGCUUUCUGUUGUUGCUUCUCGCUCGUGUCGUUCUCGAAUUGGAACAGUAUGCCUCAAGGGGCUGCCCAGAUCUCGCAGAUUUCGAUCGUCACUAUCUGCAGGCGGAGCGCAACAGAUUCUGGGUGGCAGAGAAGAAACAACCAACUGGCAGUCGAGUCGUUGGCUGCAUUGGCCUUAUCAUUCACCCGUCCAGUCCGCAGGAGGGACAGCUGGUAAGGCAGAUUCACAGGCCACAGGGUAUAAUCACUAACCAUGAUUUGCAGACGGAUGCGAGUAGCGUGGUGGUGAAGGCACAGACAAGUGGGGCUCCUUAG
Molecule: messenger RNA, 846 nt
Organism: Eimeria acervulina
Lineage: Eukaryota; Apicomplexa; Conoidasida; Eucoccidiorida; Eimeriidae
Product: acetyltransferase domain-containing protein, putative
Exons: 2
Coding region: 1-846 (281 amino acids)
Molecular function (GO): N-acetyltransferase activity
Source: RefSeq, a predicted model, not a curated record